AUGGCUUCACACCUCAGAGACUCCUCUAAGCCCCAGUUACCAGAAAAUGACCCUUUAUUAGACUGCAUGGAGUUUAUUCCAACCCAGGUUUCUCCUGUGCAGUGGGAAGAAGGUAUCUCUAACUUGCCAAUUCCUCAGCUCAACUUUCCCCCAAAUGACAGUGUCUCCUGUGCAAAGAAGGAGCUGUCAGCACUCUGGGAGAUGUUUAACUCCUGGUUGCAGCCAGAAAAGCAUAGCAAGGAGCAGAUGAUUUCUCAACUUGUCUUGAAGGAGUUUCUCAUCACUGGUAAAUGCAAGGACAAGUUUGCCUUUAAAGAGAAAUGGGAAUCAAGUGACAGAAACAUGGGGAGAUUCAUGGAGGGUUUGAUUGAUGAGUGCUUGAAGCCUCCUGUCAUGGUUCACAUCGCCAUGCAGGGGCAGGAAGCCCUCUUUUCUGAGACCAUGUCCUUAAAAGAAGCCAUCAACCUCCUGAAAGAGCAGCAAUCAUCAAGAAGUUCAACACAAGAGACUGCAAGGACACCCUUUCCAGUCUCCCAAGACAUGUUAUUAAAAACAGGAGAGUACAAUGAAGAUGGCCAAAACAAUACCUGGAACACUAGGGAUGUAAAUGGUGGUAAUAGUAGUCCUGGAAAUCAGAUCGACUCCCUUAUCAUUAUCCAAAAAGAACAAUUUCCAGAGCCUGAACAUGGAAGGAACGUGUACUCAAAGAAGUCAAAAGCUUUUGAAACAACAGAAAUCAGCAACAACUCCAGCACAAGAGAAUGCAAGGACACCCUUGCCGAUCCCACCAGAUACAUUCUUGGCGACAGUUCAGCAGGGAAACUGGACGGCAGAGGGAGAAGGCAGUAUCCUGAGCCUGAAGAUGUUGAUUUUUCUUUUGGAACACCUCAGGAUGUCAGAAGAGCAAUUCAAGGCACCUCCAGCUAUAAGAAGAGUUCCUAUGGGUCCCUGUAUACCAGAACCAUGAGAAAAUUUCCACAUGUACAGGUCAAAGCUCCACAGAAACCUCAAACCUUACAAAUAUGA
Molecule: messenger RNA, 1026 nt
Organism: Peromyscus californicus insignis
Lineage: Eukaryota; Metazoa; Chordata; Mammalia; Rodentia; Cricetidae
Product: zinc finger and SCAN domain containing protein 4C-like
Exons: 5
Coding region: 1-1026 (341 amino acids)
Source: RefSeq, a predicted model, not a curated record